Molecule: messenger RNA, 15484 nt
Organism: Podarcis lilfordi (Lilford's wall lizard)
Lineage: Eukaryota; Metazoa; Chordata; Lepidosauria; Squamata; Lacertidae
Source: the annotation of a GenBank genome assembly
AUGCGUUCGCCAAGGGCGGACUCCAUCCCCCAGGAACCUCUGCGGCACUCCCGCCCUUGCCCCGCCUCUUUCCCCUGUUUCACACUUCCGGUGCGACCGCGUUGUCCCCGCGCGUGCGUUCGAGCGCUGCGCGGUUGGUGCUUCCGGCCCGAGAAUUUGAAGCGCGUGUGUGGCGAAGUUUGCCUCUUGUCGGUUCCAGCCAUGCGGCCCGGUAAGGGACGGGAGGGAAGAGUUGUGGGGAGGGUGCUGCUGCUUCGGGGAUGCACGAAGCCGAUGUGAGCUUGGCGGGGGAGGGGUUGAAGGAAGGGAAAAGGAGCCCGCGGGCAGACACGUGGCUGCUGGGAUCGUCUGGUGGUUGAUUUGUUCUUCUGUUUGUUAUUUAAAGUCAUCAUGCGGUUGUUGUUGCUGCUGCUGCUGCUGUUUCCCUUCUCCUUAGCUGACAAAGUCUCUUCGAGCGGUUUACUAUAGAGAUCGGUGGUUCCUACUUUUAGGCUUACGAUCUGAAAAGGAGGACGCGAGGAGCACGCUCAGAACACAAAUUCUUAAAAAUUAAAGAGCCUAAGGAGAGCCUUCUGGAUCGGGAGUCCAGGACUGGUCCAGGGUCCUGUUUCCACAGUGGCCUAGUAGAUGCCUGAACCAGGCCUUAGAAUGGCCAGCUAGGUCACCUGUUGAAAUAACCGUCACCGGUUGAGAGUUUCGCAAAGGCAGCUGAUUUCUUGGCAAAAGUUAGCACUGUUUGCAUACUGUACAGUGGUACCUCAGGUUACAUACGCUUCAGGUUACAUACACUUCAGGUUACAGACUCCGCUAACCCAGAAAUAGUGCUUCAGGUUAAGAACUUUGCUUCAGGAUGAGAACAGAAAUCGUGUUCCAGUGGCAGCAGGAGGCCCCAUUAGCUAAAGUGGUGCUUCAGGUUAAGAACAGUUUCAGGUUAAGAACGGACCUCCGGAACGAAUUCAGUACUUGACCAGAGGUACCACUGUACUUUUAUUUUCACUCUGCAACCUGAUGGGGACGGCAGCUGUUAGGUCUCAGUUAAGGGGUGAGGAGAGUAAGGUUUUGUCUCUUUUCUCUGACUUGUGUGCCCUUCUCCUCUGCAGGUUUUAGCCCCGUGGAGGACGUGGGGGGCGUGGUGGGUUUGGAGAUCGUGGUGGGUUUGGAGAUCGUGGGGGGCGUGGAGGCUUCCGAGGAGGGCGAGGUGAGUUCUCUCUUUCUUCCCCCACUAGUGCAUUAGCUGUUAGCGCUUGUUGGCACCCUACAGAUAGGACACUCAGAUCUGCAGUGGUGCAUGCUGGGGAGAAAUCAAGGUACUUAACCACACAGUUGUGGUGGCUUGUCUCUCCACUUGGUGGUUUAGUCAAAGGGUGGUCCAGGUGCCUUGGCCAGGUAGCAGCCAUGUGUGACUCCAUUUCUGGGAAUGAGGUCUAGCCAGUUUGGGCCUGGGCACAUCAGAAACAUAACAGCCAAGCAGCUUAAAGCCUUCCUUCCAAACUUGCAGGUGGAGAGAGGGCAGCUUCCAAGACAAUCCCUGAACUCCUGUGGAGCUCCAGGGUUGGGAGGAAGACUGAGCCCGCUAAAGGGCUAUGACAAACCCAUUUUAGCAUCAAGGACUGGUCCCCAAAACCCAUUCCUUGGUAAUUAAGAUGAGACUAAUAAUCAAGGUCUGACACCAACUCUGCAAAGUACAUUGCCCCCACUCCUCCUGGCCAAACAGCCUGGGUCAGGAGACCUUAUUAGACAUCCCUAAGAUUCUUGAGAAGCAAGAGCUAAAAACAAGGCACCGCACUCCUUGAGUCUGAAGUCACCAACUUAGUAGUAAAAGACCAAGAAGUUAGGAACUGGAUUGAGUACAAAGAAGACAGACAUCAAUUUUUAAUGCUGAAGAUUUAUUAAGAAAUCAAAAAAUAAAAUAAAGGAUAAAAUGUAGAACUCCUGUAGCUCCGUUUUAAAACAGCUGCACUAGUUGCCAAUUUGUUUCCAAGACCUGAUUAAUGUUUAAAGCCUUAAACAGCUUAGGUGCCAAAUACCUGAAAGACCAUCUCCAUCCCUGCCAGUCUUCUUGGGCAUAAAGAUAUGCAAAGGCAUCUCCCUUGAUAGUUUGGUGGAACCCUCAGAAUUGUAUAGAAAGGCAGUCCUGGAGAGGGUUUUCUCUGUGACAUUCUGAAAAACGUGGAGCUCCAUGUGUUGCUGGACUACAACUCCCAUCAGUCCCAGUCAGUCAGGGUGAUGGGAGCUGGAGGGCCAUAGGUUGCAAGCCCCUGACCUAAAUUGUGAACUGUAAACUGCCCUACGAUCUUUGGAUGAAAGGAGGUAUAUACAUUUUAACAACAACAACUCGCCACAGAGGUAUGUGUAGCAUAUUCAUUGCACAGCUUUUGUUGUACACUGAAGGCACAUCUCUUAAUCCCAGCCUUGGGCAGUUAAGGUGUUUUUGUUUCGUGGCACCUGCCUCUUUUUCUGAAUUUAUACUGUCCUGCCUCAUUUGGAAUAGUUUUACUUGUCCUAUAUCUGUAAUGGUUUUUGUUUGUUUUUAUAAUGGUAUAUUACUGUAUCCCUCCCUGAGACCUUAUGGCUGAAGGGUGAUAAGAUAUCAAAAUCAUACAAAUAAAACCACAGUAUUUAAUCUUUGAUGCAGAAAGAUUUCUGCUUUCCAUUAUGCCCUUUAGGAGUUGUGACAGUUAAAAACAGAAGCAAACUUAAGCGAAGGAAACUAGAGAUUUACUAAAAUUACAUUGGACUUACACUGAACUGUCACAACUCUCAUUCUUGUUGUAUUUGCUGAAGGAUCUAACUAGUUUUAUUUAUAGCUUAACUCAUUACUGUUUUUCUUCUCUUAUUUGUUUUGCUUGUUCAAUAAAUCUUUUUUUAAGUAGGGAGAGAGAAAAUAAAGCUUACUUCAUUUUUCAGUUAUAUUAUAACUAAUGGGCUGGAUGAUAACCCAGGGGCUCCUAGCUGGAAACGGUGCAUUUAGAAGGAAAUUAGAAGGAAAUCAUGGUGCUGUCAGGGAAAUAGAAGCCAGGGUGGCUAUCUAAAGAACUUUAAACUGAGUUAAGAUUAAAAAAGGAUGUGUACAAAAAAUGGAAAAGGGGGGAAACCACCAAAGAGGAAUUCAAACAAAUAGCCAGCACGUGUAGACACAAAGUCAGAAAAGCUAAAGCACAGAAUGAACUCAGGCUUGCUAGAGAGGUUAAAAGCAACAAAAAGGCUUUUAUGGGUAUGUUCGUAGCAAAAGGAAGAACAAAGAAACAGUGGGGUCACUCAGAGGAGAAGAUGGUGAAAUGCAAACAGGGGACACAGAAAGAGCUGAACUCCUCAAUGCCUUCUUUGCCUCAGUCUUCUCCGAUAAAGAAAACAAUGCCCGACCUAAAGAAUUUGGAGCAAAUGAUUCAGCAAAGGAAACACAGCCCAGAAUAACUAAGGAGAUAGUACAAGAAUACUUGGCUAGUUUAGAUGUAUUCAAGUCUCCAGGGCCAGAUGAACUGCAUCCAAGAGUAUUAAAAGAACUGGCAGAUGUGAUCUCAGAACCACUGGCAGUCAUCUUUGAGAAUUCCUGGAGAACAGGAGAAGUCCCGGCAGACUGGAGGAGGGCAAAUGUUGUCCCUAUUUUCAAAAAGGGGAAAAGAGAGGACCCAAAUAAUUAUCGCCCAGUCAGUCUGACAUCAAUACCAGGGAAGAUUCUGGAGCAGAUCAUUAAGCAAACAGUCUGUGAGCACCUAGAAAGGAAUGCUGUGAUCACCAAUAGUCAGCAUGGAUUUCUGAAAAAUAAGUCAUGUCAGACUAACCUGAUCUCGUUUUUGACAGAAUUACAAGCCUGGUAGAUGAAGGGAACGCAGUGGAUGUAGCCUACCUUGAUUUCAGCAAGGCAUUUGACAAGGUGCCUCAUGAUAUUCUUGUAAAGAAGCUGGUAAAAUGUGGUCUUGACUAUGCUACCACUCAGUGGAUUUGUAACUGGCUGACUGGACCGAACCCAAAGGGUGCUCAUCAAUGGUUCUUCUUCAUCCUGGAGAAGAGUGACUAGUGGGGUGCCACAGGGUUCUGUCUUGGGCCCGGUCUUAUUCAACAUCUUUAUCAACGACUUGGAUGAUGGACUCAAGGGCAUCCUGAUCAAAUUUGCAGAUGACACCAAAUUGGGAGGGGUGGCUAACACCCCAGGGGACAGGAUCACACUUCAAAACGACCUUGACAGAUUAGAGAACUGGGUCAAAACAAACAAGAUGAAUUUUAACAGGGAGAAAUGUAAAGUAUUGCACUUGGGCAAAAAAAAUGAGAGGCACAAAUACAAGAUGGGGGACACCUGGCUUGAGAGCAGUACAUGUGAAAAGGAUCUAGGAGUCUUGGUUGACCACAAACUUGACAUGAGCCAACAGUGUGACGCGGCAGCUAAAAAGCCAAUGCAAUUCUGGGCUGCAUCAAUAGGAGUAUAGCAUCUAGAUCAAGGGAAGUAAUAGUGCCACUGUAUUCUGCUCUGGUCAGACCUCACCUGGAGUACUGUGUCCAGUUCUGGGCACCACAGUUCAAGAAGGACAUUGACAAACUGGAACGUGUCCAGAGGAGGGCAACCAAAAUGGUCAAAGGCCUGGAAACGAUGCCUUAUGAGGAACGGCUAAGAGAGCUGGGCAUGUUUAGCCUGGAGAAGAGGAGGUUAAGGGGUGAUAUGAUAGCCAUGUUCAAAUAUAUAAAAGGAUGUCACAUAGAGGAGGGAGAAAGGUUGUUUUCUGCUGCUCCAGAGAAGCGGACACGGAGCAAUGGAUCCAAACUACAAGAAAGAAGAUUCCACCUAAACAUUAGGAAGAACUUCCUGACAGUAAGAGCUGUUCGACAGUGGAAUUUGCUGCCAAGGAGUGUGGUGGAGUCUCCUUCUUUGGAGGUCUUUAAGCAGAGGCUUGACAACCAUAUGUCAGGAGUGCUCUGAUGCUGUUUCCUGCUUGGCAGGGGGUUGGACUCGAUGGCCCUUGUGGUCUCUUCCAACUCUAUGAUUCUAUGAUUCUAUAUAGUUGGGAUAAUAGAUGCAGCUGGAGUGGGUGAGAUUAUAUAGACAUGUUGAGGCUUUGGGGUGGUUGUAACUGUUGCUUCUGAAUUGCUCAUACUCCAUUCCUUCUUUAUCUUUUCACCUGUAGGAGGUGGGUUUAAGUCCCCUGGUGGUGGUGAAGGAGGCUUCCGAGGCGGUCGUGGAGGCGGCGGCUUCCGAGGCGGCCGAGGUGGUGGUUUCCGUGGCGGCCGAGGAGGAGGUGGCCGAGGAGGACGGGGUGGCUUCAGAGGAGGGAAAAAGGUUACAGUAGAGCCCCACAGACAUGAAGGUGAGACUUGUUCAUCCUGUCCUAUAAGAAGAUAAUUAAACUUUAUGCAAGAACAUUACUUUUACUGCAGUAGACCCAGUGAAGGAGGAACCACCUCCCAGAGCAUUGUGGGAGAGGCAUUCUUUCUUUGUUUGAUAUAGGACAAGGUAAAAGACUGUUACGUUCUAAACCUCUUCAGAAGGCUAGCUAUCUCUUCCUGUUAACUGUAGCCAAAAGCUAUCAUGGGAACAGCCCCUGUGGCCUCUCUGGUAAUUGUUGUUCAGCUUCUACUCACUCUAAAAUAUUGAUUGCCUGGAAAAAACACACACACAUCCAUGACUUUGUUUAAUGCUAGAAAGCAAAUAUUUAUAGUCCGUUUGCAUUCCUUUCCUACAACCCUCCAUGUAUGAACACUCCUCUUCUGACAUGCAGUCCUACUUCUGGCAUCCCAUACUGCUUUAUUAGCCUGAAGUCCUCUUGCAUCUGGAUGGGAGCUACCUGACCAAAGGGAAAACUGGGGUUAGAUGCCAACAUUCCAAUAGCUCCUGCCCAAAAAUAUCAUACAUACUCUAGGCAUGCUUGUUAACUUUGAAGCUGUUUUUUUAAGGAAAAGUGAGGAAAGCUAAAAGAAGCAGAAAUGGUAGUUGCACCAGCUGAAAACGUAAGACGAGCCUGCUGCAUCAGGCCAAUGGUCCCAUGUAGUCUAGCAUCCUGUUCUCACAGGAUGGCCAACCAGAUGCCCGUGGGGAACCUAGAGAGCAGAACAUGAGCAUAAGAAAGAAUUCUCAUCUCCCGUUAUUUCCAGCAACUGGUAUUUGGAAGCCUUACUUCCUCCAGCUGUGGAGGUACAGCAUAGGCAUCCAUUAAUUUGUCUAAUCCUUUUUUAGAAGCUAUCUAGGUUGGUGGCCAUUACUGCCUCCUGGGGGAGCAGUUCCACAAUUUAACUGUGCUGUGAGAAAAAGUACGGGAAGCUCCCCAUCUACAUGUGAUCUGUUUGCGCACGUAAUACAUGUCCAUAUAUCCUAACGUUAUUCUAAAUGUUUUUGAUUUUUGUAAGAAGGCUAGCUGAGGGUGAAAUGAGGUUGUGGGGACAGAGUCCCAUUCACUGUAAAGGACCAGCCACCACGGCUUAGCAGCUGCCUAGAUUGAGCUCAUGGCGGGAAAGGCAAGCGUGGAAACAGUUUUUGCUGAAUAAUAAUAUUUGUAUCCUUGCCCACCUGAGGUUGCCCCAGUCUCGCAGUAUUUAAAUCUUGCUCGCGUGAAGCAUGUCUCCAAUGUGAACAGAUCUAAGUUCUGGUCUCUCUUGUCUCCUCAGGUGUCUUCAUCUGCCGGGGAAAGGAAGAUGCGUUAGUCACACGGAACAUGGUGCCUGGCGAGUCUGUGUAUGGAGAGAAGAGGAUUUCUGUGGAGGUGGGUGAUGGAUGACGCUCCAUGGGAGCAUGGUUGUGGGGAGAGGGAAUUGCUGGCAAAUGCAGGAAGGGGGAGCACGUUCCAAGGACGGGGACCCCUCUUGGUCUGCAGACGCCUUGGUUGGAAAGUCUCUCUCAAUCCAGCAUGCCUUAUCCUCCCCUCUUCAGGACGGUGAACUGAAGGUGGAGUACCGCGCCUGGAAUCCCUUCCGCUCCAAGCUGGCUGCUGCCAUCCUUGGAGGCAUUGACCAGAUCCAUAUCAAGCCUGGUGCCAAAGUGCUGUACCUAGGAGCCGCAUCAGGAACAACAGUGUCUCACGUCUCUGACAUAGUUGGACCGGUAAGGAGACGCUUUGGGGUACCUGAGACUGUGGGUGUACCUUAAACUGCUUGUGUAUACAGUGGUACCUCGGGUUACAUACGCUUCAGGUUACAUACGCUUCAGACUCCGCUAGAAAUAGUACCCAGAAAUAGUACCUCAGGUUAAGAACUUUGCUUUAGGAUGAGAACAGAAAUCGUUCUCCGGCGGUGCGGUGGUAGCAGGAGGCCCCAUUAGCUAAAGUGGUGCUUCAGGUUAAGAACAGUUUCAGGUUAGGAACGGACCUCUGGAACGAAUUAAGUACUUAACCUGAGGUACCACUGUACUAUGCUCUUUCCUUGACCUCGGGCGAUGACUCUGAAUGAGAUCAAGAGACCUAAUCCCCAGCUCCAAGCUUGGGACAGGAGGGGAGUGUAGGGACAGGAAUCAUCACUGGAAGUUGUCUUAAUACUAAGUCAGGCGACUGGUCCAUUCAGAGUAGCAUUGUCUACACUUCUCUCCAGGGUUUCCAACCAGGGACAUCCCUUGUUUUGAGAUGCUGGGGGUUGAACCUGAGAUCUUGUAGAUGCUCUGCCACCAAGCUGUGGCUUCCAUCCCCACAUUUUCCCCAUGGUACUUGAGUGCUUUGGCAACUCAGCACUCAGCUCUUUUCUCCAGAGCUGAAAGAGAAGACUGCAGCUUUCUUUUGGUGCCUAGCGGGCAGGCUGUCUAGUGCUUCCAUGCUGUAAGUGUCAAUUGACCAGCCCUGAGGUUAGGAAUCUUCCCUUGGCCAGCACUUCUGGAGACAGCAUAAUUGCAGGGAUUAUCCCUUCCUGCUUCCAGGUGUUGUUCAAGAUGGUAAAAGCAAAAAAAAAAUUAAAAAAAAAUGAUUCCAUGGGUUGGCAAAUGUGGUUCAGUGUGAGCAGGUGUAAAGUGAUACAUAUUGUGGAAUAACCGUAAUUUUACAUAUAUGCUGAUAGGCAUCUAAACUGCCAGUGACUGACCAGGAAGGGCAUCUUGAUGUAGUGGUGAAUAGGUCAGUGAAGGUGUUGACCUGGUGUGUGGCAGCUAUGCAAAAAGGCAAAUUACAUUAGAGAAGAGUGAAAAUAAAUUUGCCAGUAUCUUAAUAUUGUUAUGUGAAUCUGUGUUGCAACUGCACUUGGAAUACUGUGUGCAUUUCUGUUCUCUGCAGAAAAUAUUGUAUAGCUGGGAAAAUGUGAUGGGGGGAAAUUGGGAUCAGAAAAUGAACUUAUUUUGUAACAAACAAAUAAAGUUGUACAUGAAAUUAUUUUAAGCAGUUGAAUGACGAUGAAAACCAGUGUUGAUCCAGAUAUUUCCAAGGAAAAGAAUCCAAACACGAACAGUGUAUACUAACAAAAUACCCAAAUUGUGAAUAGAUAUAACUCAAAAAUUAUCGAUGAACCUCAACACUUCUUGACCUUAGUCUUCUUCAGUGGUUUCUGUACCAUGUACUUAAAAACUGUUUGGCAUAAAAGCAAAUGUGACUCUGCAAACAAUGAAACACACACAAUCAAAAGUAACUCCACCUAUAAAUUAAAUGCUAUUUUUUAAAAAACCUGAUUGGCCACUGCAAGAACAGAAUGAUGGACUGCAUAGGCCUUUGAUCUAAUUAGCAAAAUGGCCCUUAUGUCUGGGGCUCUUGUAGCCAUCCUUGCCCAAUGAGUAGUAGAUUGUUGCUGAAGGUGAUAAGUGGAACUGGUGAGUGCUGCUCUUUAGACUAUUUCUAGCUACUUUAUCAAAGAUGAUCACUCAGGGCUUCAGCAGUGGCACUGGGCGAUGUCCUUCAUGAACGCUUUUUCCUGUUCUGGGCCAUGGACAAGGCACUGACUCCCUUGCUUCCUGCUUCUUACCCAACAGGAGGGCCUUGUGUAUGCUGUGGAGUUCUCCCAUCGCUCGGGUCGCGACCUCAUCAAUGUGGCAAAGAAACGGACCAACAUUAUCCCCGUCAUAGAGGAUGCACGGCACCCACACAAAUACCGCAUGUUGCUUGGUAAGAUGCCUGUGAAACCUUAACACUUGAGCAAAUAAGCCUUCCUUUCAUGCAGCGGUUCUCAGCCUGUGGGUCCCCAGAUAUUGUUGAACUACAACUCGCAUCAUGCCCUGAGCUCUGGCCUUGCUAGCUAGGGGUGAUGGGAGUUGUAGUUCAACAACAUCUGGGGACCCACAGGUUGAGAAAGGCUGCUUUCAUGUAUGUUGGUUGAGCUGGACACCUCUUAGAGGAGCACCCUUUUUCGUCUGUCUUCUGUUUCCCCCACCCACUGGGCGAAAGCAGCUGCCCAUGGAUUGGAAGACCUUAGUAACAUUAAUACUUGCAUUAUGCCAAGCCCAACUGUUUCUAUGUUGUCUACAGACAAGCAAUGAGACUCCAAGGAUUCAGGCAAUGGUGUUUUCCAGCCUUAGAUGGUGAUGCUGGGGACAGACCCUGGGAACGUCUGCAGGCAAGAUAUGUGCCAGGUGUGGGGAAAUUUUGCUUGCUGGGGCUGGUGGUGUUCCCCAUACCUGGCAUAUGAUCUACCACUGAGAAACAUCCAUUUGUGUUUAUUUUGUUUAUUAGGAACUGGCAAGCUGCUAGUAACUGAUGCUGGGGAUUGUACAAAAUAAAAGUGUCUUGGGUGUUCUUCACUUCUAGAACAUUGACAGGGAAGGUUCCUAACAGUCUAGGUUUUGUUAGUUUGAUCUUAGCAAUCAGAAAAAAAGUCUGAGCUGUUCCCCUAAAUCAGUGGUUCCCAAUUAGGGGUCCGCGGCCCCAUCCCUUGCCUACACCCCACAAACUAAAUUUUUGUCAUUUUUGCAUGGUAAUAUCACAAAUUUUAUGGUCUGCUGUGCCAAUAUCAAUAUAUUGGCCAAAAUCAGUUUUGAAAUCAUCCGCACGCCUGAUCUGCACAAACCCCAUCUGCCUAAUCUCUGUGACUGCUGCUUCACUCAUCCCCAUGCCUGAUCUACACACACCUGAUCUCUGCAACUGCUCCUUUCCUCAUUCCUGUGCCUGAUCUCCCAUUUCUGACAUUGUGAUAUAUCAGAAUAUUGUGAUGUUUAGCUGCUUAUAUAUCACGAUGCUGAAAACCAGAUAUCGCUCAGCCCUAGUCUGUUUUUAAUAUACCGUAUUUUUCGGCCCAUAGGGCACACCUAGUUUUUUGGGGGGGAGAUAAAGAAAAAAAAUUAUUCCCCCCCCAGGCGUGGGGCUGGGGCGGGGGAAGCCCGAGCUUCCCCAGCCCCCAGAACAGGAAGCUCUCCACAAGCCGUGGGAGAGCUGUGCGAAGCCCAAAGCCUGGGGGGCGCUGAGCUCAGCGCGCCCCCAGGCAUCAGGGUGCAGGCAACUCUCCACAGCUUGCGCGCUGCCUGGAGGCUGCAGCGAGGCUCGGCGCACGCCCUCCCACGGCCUGCGACAGGCUUCCUGAAGCCUGCAUUCGCCCCAUAGGACGCACACACAUUUCCCCUUCAUUUUUGGAGGGGAAAAAGUGCGUCCUAUAUGGCAAAAAAUACGGUAGCUAAAAUCCUUUGCUUAUUAGGGGCUACCCUACAUUUUGUUCAGAAAAUUGCUUUGCAGAGGUAACUACCAUAAAGUUAUCAAAACUUUAUGGUAGUUCUUCUUUCUACAAGAAAGAAGAUUCCACCUAAACAUUAGGAAGAACUUCCUGACAGUAAGAGCUGUUCGACAGUGGAAUUUGCUGCCAAGGAGUGUGGUGGAGUCUCCUUCUUUGGAGGUCUUUAAGCAGAGGCUUGACAACCAUAUGUCAGGAGUGCUCUGAUGGUGUUUCCUGCUUGGCAGGGGGUUGGACUCGAUGGCCCUUGUGGUCUCUUCCAACUCUAUGAUUCUAAGGGGUCUGUAGCUUGGCCUUUGAAAAAUAAGGUGUCCUCAGUAAUUAGCUAACUGGGAACCACUGUCCUAAAUAAAUGUGGGUAAAGUAGGUUAAAUGAACACCGCUGCUGCCUCACUGCUGUUGAUUUAAUCACAAAAGUGCAGGGGCAGAUCUUGACAUUGUAGACUGGAAGUGGGAAACAGGGUUAGGGGGCCAAAUCUGGAAGUCCCUCACCCGCUGUGGCCCACUUUGCUGUGUGGGUGGAGCCACCCACCUGUCAAUCACCUGGUGCCAUGACAUCAGGGUAACUUGGCUUCAAAGGAAAUAAUUGGAAGCACAGCCUAAGUGUGCUCCCAGCCCUUCUUUGCAGCCCGGCUUGAGUUCAAGCCACAGCUGCAAAGGCAAAAUGAUAUUUUGCAUUGAAAAGUCCACCCCCCUUACAUGUGGCACCUUUUUCUGUUGCCAUGUAUGGUGACAGGAAGAGGCACAAAUAUAAAAAGAGCUGACUUCCUGAUGCAAAGGAAGAAUCAAGUGUGUACUCCUCAUUCUUUGUCCUCUUAGCCAUGGCUUGAAAUUCGCUGUGGCCAAAGCAGACAGGCCUGGGAAAGGAGGGUGUGUUGAAUUAAGCCAGGGGUCCCCCGUUACUGUUCUAGGCUCUACUGUUUUUCUUUUGCCUGAUGACCUUAUUUCAAGUGAGGAAAGCAAUAGGAUUUGCAGGGCAACUUCCAGGUCCGUUAUUCAAUACGCCCCCUUGCUUUGCAGGCAUGGUAGAUGUGAUCUUCGCAGAUGUGGCUCAGCCCGACCAGUCACGUAUUGUGGCUUUAAACGCGCACAAUUUCUUGAAGAAUGGUGGCCAUUUUGUCAUCUCCAUCAAGGUAAUGUUUAGUGCAACUGUUAUAUUUUUUUAACUGUAUGACCUUCAGUGGGUCGUUUUCUUCGCCUUCGGCUGGAGAGUCAGCGGGGGCUAAGAGCUGGUUUUUGGUGGUCCAUUGGAAUUCCAUCUCCCUCAUCAGGAAGACCAACCAUUCUGGGGCAGGAUUCACAAGUCUACACCUUCUUCUGGUCAUGGCAGUUUGCUAUCCGUCAAGACACUUAUGCAAACAUAAAGAAUUUUGCCCAAACCUCGCUGGUUCAGAUAUCAAAAGAGCCUAGAUCAUGCCCGCUUCCUUUCUUGUGCUUUGCUGGUCAGUGGCAGCUAUUUUCAGGCAGAAACCAUGGAGAGUGUGGUGGGGCGAGCGAAUAUAUCCGAGUAAAAGAGAUCAGACAAAUCAAUUUUUCUUUUGUCUCUCUCCUGCUCGUUGGCUGCAGCCGUUUAAGGACAAAACCAUGAUGGGCAAGGAAGAGAGAUUGCUGAUUCCCAUAGGAAUCAAUGGAAAUUAUGGACUUGUUAGGCCUAACGAACAAUUUCCAACGAAAGCUUUGUGGCCGUAAAUGGCACCUAAGUGUAUAGAAGGCCAAUAUGCCUUCCACCCAACUGACAAGUGUUAGGCCUAUUUGGAUUGCUGGAUGUAAUCUCUGGAGUUGUGUUGGAGAACCCCAGGACUGUUUUCUUAGAGGAGGGAGGCAACAUUCAUGCUAAUGCUGCCUCAAGGUGUCCGGUAAUUUGAGCAAUCUGGAGGUGAGUGACCAGGUGGGCUGACAGCAUGGUCUUUAGACGAGGGGGGUAAAGGUGACCAUUUCUUAAGAAGCCCUCUGUGGAUCUAGAAGUGUGUGAUAGCUACUGCCAGCGCACAAUCACCCUCUUGGGGGAAGGUUCUCAAGCUGGUGGUGGCUGUGAUCUUGGGAAGAAACUGGUUAUCUGGACCCAUUCCAGUCUUGGUCCAGACCUGAUUCCUGAUUCAGAGACCACACUGACCUUGUUUGCCCUGGGAGAUGACUUUUAUUGAGACAGACACGCAAAAAUGCAACCCAUUUGCUUUUUGAUCUAUCAGUUGCCUUUGAUAACACUGAUCUUAGCAGUGUGUUUUGGUGGGUGUAAGAGACACAGUACUACGGUGGUUUGGCUUCUGCCUAUGGGGCCAGUUCCAUGCAGAAAGUAGAAUUGGGGGGAAGUAGCAUCUUUGCCUCCUUGCAGUCACACUGUGGGGUGCCACAGGAUUCCAUCGUGUCCCCAAGGCUAAUAAAGCCAUUAGGUAUGCUUUUUAGCAGGUUUGGCGAUUUGCAAAGAAUGCCCAAAUGCAUUUCUUUGUAACUUCUGCAUAGUCAUACAUAACUUGGGUCCUGGGUAAGGGUGACCUGCACAAAGGCCAAGAAGCUGAAACGGAAUCCUGCCAAUGAAGAGGCCUUUGAGGGUGGGUGUUUCCUGGCUCUAAAAAUUAGACGGGGUCCCUGUUCUGGACAGGUGUGGAACCAGGCUGCUAGCGUGCUCCUGUAACAUAAGGGAGCGAUGAAUUGUCCCUCUUAGAUAAGCUUGAAGGCUUGCUGUUAGACUGACCUGCUUGAUUCUCUCCUCCCAGGCCAACUGCAUUGACUCAACAGCAGCACCGGAGGCCGUCUUUGCAUCAGAGGUGAAGAAAAUGCAGCAGGAGAACAUGAAACCCCAAGAGCAGUUGACUUUGGAGCCCUAUGAGCGGGACCAUGCUGUAGUAGUUGGCAUUUACAGGUACAGAUAAGUCUGGGAGUGCUGAUUUCUGGAUGCGCUUGGUAUUUCCUUGGAGGCAUAAAAGGGGAACAGGUAGCAUUGGGACAUAAUGAGGAGCAACUACUGUUCUUCCCACCCCACACUCGAGCAGAGGGAAGAGUGGGCUUGUUACAGGGUUGGAAAAGAACCAGGGUGUUGAUGGGGCUUGUGUGCACACUGUGUAUUCUGACCAAUAAAUAGCAGCCAAGCAAUCUAAAUAAGUUGCAAAGCAGGCCAGAUAUGCAUCUGGUUUGCAUUAUAAUGGUUCUUUCCCCACUCUGAUCAAACUCCUUUGAUUGGACGGUAUCCCAACACAUUUCUUCCGUCCCUCUCCUCUACCGACACACACCCAUUAUCUCUUAAAAUCAUUGCAACCUGUAAAGUAUGCCAGUCUCCACCCUAACUGGGUUUCCCUGUUGUACAGGAACCUAAGAAGCUGCCCUUCAUCUGUCAGACCAUUUGCCCGUCUAAACUAAACCCUGUCCACUGUGGUUGGCAAUGGCUCUCCGGGGUCUCACGCUGAGGUCUUCCCCAUCCCUUGCAACCUGAGGCAUUUAAACGGAGAUGCCAAGGUUUGGUCCUGGGACCUUCUGUGUGCAAUGCGUGUGCUCUACUGCUGGGUUGUGGUCCCUUAUAGGUGAGGGGGAAUGUGGCCCUUGGGGAACAAAGAUCAGUGUGAAGCUACACCUCUUUUUCCUGCUGCCCCCUAGUCUCCUGGGAAGUGCAUCAGGGCAAGCAGGGGUGGCCCCCUUAAAUAUUUUACUGAGGGGGCUGAAGGGACUUCGGUCCCUAGGAGUUGGCUCCUAUGACUGCAACUCCUAUCAGCCUUGGGAAGCAUAGCCAAUGACUAGCAACGAUGGGGGCCUCAGUUCAGCAACACUGAGAGGGGAGCAGGCACAGGUUCCCCACACCUGUCCCAGCAGAACAAGGGUUGCUAGUUCAAUAGCAAGAGUUACCAGCCUGGUCCCAAUUAAAUAUAUAAAUGUCUUUCUGCAAUUGAUCUCUCUUCUCUACUUCCCCCCCUCCCUUUCCCUUAUAUGUCACAUGUCUUCUUUUCUUAAACUCUGCACUUGAAGGCAAAGCUCUAUCUUAAGUAAGGAGCUACCUAUCUAAAAUGGGAUAAAAAUAUGAACAGGAAUAUAAUGUAUUUACAGUUCGCACAAGGAACUGGAACAAAGAAAAAGUUACAGAAUGUAAAAUACGUAAGAUCUUUAAAGGAACCAGAAAGCAAUUGUAGAUUGUCUAAAAGGAAAAUGCAAAUAUUUGGAAGGUUUGCUACUUGCUUAGUGACUCAAAAAAUAGGAGACCAAAAGGUGCUUCAAAAAGAAUUUGGGAUACAAUUACAGCAAUGAAAUAAAAACAGAUGCGUCAAAGUUCAUGCAGUAUAAUUGUGGAUAUCCAUGAAUAGCCUUCAAGCUCAUUGAUCUCUGGAGGACAGGCACUACAGCUCUCUCUCAUGGGUAUCUAACUUGUGGUUCCCCAGAUGUUACUGAACUCUUAAUGUGACCUUCAGAAGUUUGUUCAAAUGCACACUAAUUUAGGCUGCGGGUGCUAAAUCAUCAUCCAUUCCCUUUCAACAGAUUUCAACUAGUUGUAUUUCAACAGAGGCUUCAUCAGCAUUGCUUAAUUCACUAGGCUCCAAUUUGUGUGUUAUGGGAAUUGGUUCAUCUGAUAUGAUGACAGUGUGAGUCCCUGUUAUUGAAAUCAUUCUGUGUUGUGUUGCCCUUGCUUGUCACGUUACUGCAAGUAGCUGGCAGGAAACAGUAUCCUGGUAUGUGUGCCGUACAUACCUGGGAAGAUUGAGAGUCUUUCCAUGAAAUGGCUAAUGCUGGUUUAGGCUCCUGCAAUCAGCGAUAUCCUUGUUGCCUCCCACUCGGCCUUUGCUAUCAGGAUUACCACGGAAUACUCACAAAAUGAACUUUUGUGUAUGAGAAGCUGAUGUUGAUACUGAAUGGUACAUUUUAGAAAAUAACCUCUGCAUUGUCAAAGCACAUUGGUCAACAGUCUGUUAACAAACACUCUCCUUUUCCUUACAGACCACCUCCUAAACAGAAGAAAUAA